Messenger RNA from Ananas comosus (pineapple), 2081 nucleotides. Its product is annotated as SRSF protein kinase 1-like. Bases 206 to 1540 code for a protein of 444 amino acids. Gene Ontology annotation, biological process: protein phosphorylation; spliceosomal complex assembly; regulation of mRNA processing. The transcript has 4 exons. Gene Ontology annotation, molecular function: ATP binding; protein kinase activity. NCBI's taxonomy places the organism in Eukaryota, Viridiplantae, Streptophyta, Magnoliopsida, Poales, Bromeliaceae. The record is from RefSeq and is a predicted model, not a curated record.
GUGUCACGUUAACUACUCCCCCCCUUCCAUAUUCCCAACGGACCAAAAGAAAGAGAGGGGAAAAUGCACCUCUUCUCCUCGUCUCCUCUCUCUCUCGAGCGAUCGAAGAGGAGUUGAUGAACGCUCGGCGAAGAGAGCCUAUAUAAAGGGAGCGAGAGGGGGGAGGAGGAGAGAGAGGUGGGAGGAGAGAGAGAGAGAGAGGGCGAUGUCGUGCUCGUCGUCGUCGUCGGGAUCGGGGGAGGAGGACGAGGGCGUGGACGCGUAUCGCAAGGGAGGGUACCACGCGGUGAGGGUCGGGGAUCAGUUCGCGGGGGGGCGAUACGUCGCACAGAGGAAGCUCGGGUGGGGCAACUUCUCCACCGUGUGGCUCGCCUACGACACCAGAUCCCAGAGAUUUGUAGCUCUUAAAAUUCAGAAAAGUGCAGCAGAUUUUGCUCAAGCUGCUCUUCACGAGAUUGAAUUUCUUUCAGCAAUAACCAAAGAAGAUCCUUCAAAUUCCAAAUGCAUAGUUCAGUUGCUGGACCACUUCAAGCAUGCCGGCCCAAAUGGGCAGCAUAUUUGCCUCGUAUUUGAAUUUCUUGGAGACAGUCUACUUCGGUUAAUACGGUACAACCAUUAUAAAGGCAUUGGACUGAACAGGGUUAGAGACAUAUGCCGUUCAAUCUUGGUGGGCCUCGACUACUUGCACAGAGAACUUGGUAUAAUCCAUUCAGAUUUGAAGCCAGAGAAUGUUCUUCUUGUUACGACCAUCAAUCCUGCAAAGGAUCCAGUACGUUCUGGUUUUACACCUAUUCUUGAGAGGCCUGAGGGGAACCCUAAUGGAGGAGUUGUGGUUAAUUUAAUUGAGAAAAAACUGAAGAAGAAGGCAAAAAGGGCAGUAUCAAGGAUCUCUGAGAGAAGAUCAUCGACUGCAGGAGUUUCCUUGCGGGAAAGGAACUUGGAAGGGAUAGAUUUGAGAUGCAAGAUUGUGGAUUUUGGAAAUGCUUGUUGGGUUGAUAAACAAUUCACGGAUCAUAUACAGACAAGGCAGUAUAGGGCUCCUGAGGUUGUUCUCGGUGCUGGAUACUCAACUUCUGCCGAUCUUUGGUCUUUCGCUUGCAUCGCUUAUGAGCUUGCAACUGGUGAUAUGAUGUUUACACCCAAGGAAGGUCAAGGAUUCAGUGAAGACGAGGAUCACUUGGCACUAAUGAUGGAGCUCCUUGGAAAGAUGCCUCGAAAGAUUGCUAUUUCGGGAUCCCGAUCGAAGGAGUACUUCGACCGGCAUGGAGAUUUAAAGAGAAUCCGAAGACUUAAAUUCUGGCCAUUGGACAGGCUGCUUGUCGAGAAGUACAAAUUCUCCGAUUCCGAUGCCCAUGAAUUUGCUGACUUUUUGUGCCCUCUGCUUGAUUUUGCUCCCGAAAAACGGCCAACAGCUGGGCAAUGUUUGCAACACCCAUGGCUUAGGAGCAUAGAUGCAAAGCUUAUCGAGGAAAAUAAGGAAGCCACUGUAAAAAAGCUGGAGAUUGGCAUGAAUAAGGUUCAAAUUGGAAGGGGCAUGUGAGAAUGCUCUCUUGCCGCAAACAAAUCCUCAUGAUUUUGUUUAGUGUUUCGCAGAAAUAUACAGUAUGAUACAUCUCCUUUGGAGCACACAUCGUGAUUCAGGGAGCAGGAUGAUGGGGAAAACACCGUAAAUCAUUAUCAUUCAUGAAUUCCGAAAACUAUGUGCUUACAUACGGUUAAAUCGGUUUAGAAUCUGGAUUUAAGCUUGAGGAACAAGAACAGGAUCCACGGUGGUUUGUCAACUUAAUGAAAACAGUUAGCUUUGUAUGCUAACCAUUUACGUUCAAUUACCUGUUUGUUUCUUUAUGACCUUUUAUAUAAGGAAAAGAAGAGCUCAUCCAUGAGAUUUUAGCUGGACCUCGAGCUUUUCUUGGAGGGUGCUGCCCUAUGUGGGGCCGGGAUUCCUUUUUGGAUGACUUUGCUUUUCAAGUGUGAGUUGUAUUUUGUGAAUUAUACGAGUAUUGUGAUUAAUUCUUGUGUACAAGAUUACAAGUUAUUAUUCUUUUUAAAUAAAGCCCGUACUAAACACGAUUGAACAUGGA